AUAUAAUUUGUAAUUUGGCUGUAAGUUGCUGUGAAUUUUUAAAAAAUUCCAAGACAAUUAAAAAAAUUUAUUUUAUAGACUGGAGAUUUUUAUUUAUAUUAAGUAGAAAAAUUAAUGCGACAAAAUGUAUGGAUUAAUAUUAGAAAAUAUGUCAGAAUUUAUUCGUCAAAAAUAUGGAGAAGAAAAAUGGGAAGAAAUAAGAAGACUCGCGUCUGUUGAUCAGCCCAGUUUUAGCGUUCAUCAGGUUUACCCAGAGAAUUUAAUCCCGCGGUUGGCUAAAAAAUCUGUUGCUAUACUCGGGAUCUCAGAAAAUGAAUUUUUCGAUCAAAUGGGAGUACACUUUGUGAGUUUCGUUGGUCAAUAUGGUUACGAUAGAGUGUUAUCAGUAUUGGGACGCCAUGUACGUGACUUUCUAAAUGGUCUUGACAAUCUUCAUGAGUAUCUAAAAUUUUCCUACCCACGUAUGCGUGCGCCUUCAUUUAUUUGUGAAAAUGAAACACGUCAAGGUUUGACACUACACUACAGAAGUAAAAGACGUGGUUUUGUUUACUAUACAAUGGGGCAAAUCCGUGAAGUGGCCCGACAUUUUUACCAUAAAGAAUUAAUUAUCGAAUUAAUACGUGAAGAAGUACUUUUUGAUACAGUCCAUGUUACAUUUCAAUUGACAUUCGAUAACCGCGCAUUCACCUUUGCGUCACUUGCUAUGACCCGUGAAGAAAAACAUUUACCGAUUGGUGCAUCGGUUUUAUUUGAAAUAUUUCCAUUUUGCAUCGUUUUUGGAUACGACAUGGUUGUGAGAAGUAUCGGUAAUUCUUUGAUAGUAAUUUUACCCGAUUUAGUUGGAAAAAAAAUAACUCACUGGUUUGAUUUAGUGAGACCAUUAAUUGCCUUUAAGUUUCAGUCGAUAUUAAAUAGAACAAAUAACAUAUUCGAAUUAGUGUCAGUAGAGCCAGUUUUGACAGAACGUCCGGCGGACCGCAAAAAACAGGCGGUGUUUCUCAGUGACGACAGUUCAAAUUUACCUGAAGAUAAAACUUUGAGAUUAAAGGGACAGAUGAUUUACAUGGAUAAUUGGCGGAUGAUGAUGUAUCUCGGUACGCCAGUUAUGCCAGAUCUCAAUGCAUUGAUAGCUACUGGAUUGUAUAUCAAUGAUUUAUCGAUGCAUGAUUUCAGCAGAGAUUUAAUGUUAGCCGGUACUCAGCAGUCUGUUGAAUUGAAAUUAGCUCUAGAUCAAGAGCAACUUAAAAGUAAAAAGCUUGAAGAGUCAAUGCGUAAAUUAGACGAAGAAAUGCGUCGUACUGAUGAGUUACUAUAUCAAAUGAUACCCAAACAAGUUGCCGACCGUUUGAGAAAUGGAGAAAAUCCAAUAGAUACUUGUGAAAUGUUCGAUAAUGUAUCGAUUUUAUUUUCCGACGUGGUUACAUUCACUGAAAUUUGUAGCAGAUUGACCCCCAUGGAAGUUGUGUCCAUGUUAAAUGCCAUGUAUUCACUUUUUGAUACACUCACUGAACGUAAUCGUGUUUAUAAGGUAGAAACAAUAGGCGAUGCUUAUAUGGUGGUAUCAGGAGCACCAUCGAAAGAAACAGAUCAUGCUGACCGUGUUUGUGACAUGGCCUUGGAUAUGGUCGAAGCAAUUACUGAUUUAAAAGAUCGUUCUACUGGUGAGCAUUUGCAAAUACGCGUGGGUAUUCAUAGUGGUGCAGUGGUAGCAGGUAUAGUUGGUCUAAAAAUGCCGCGAUACUGCCUGUUCGGUGACUCUGUAAACACUGCCUCGCGCAUGGAGGCCACAAGUGAGGCCAUGCAAAUUCAUAUAUCACAAUCGACUAAAGAGUUACUAUCGCCGUUUUAUAAGGUCAAGGAGCGCGGUGAAAUACAGGUCAAGGGCAAAGGAUCAAUGAAAACGUACUGGUUGGAAAAACGUCCAUUGAGGUCAAAUGUUACCAAAAAUAUAACAAUACAAGAGCCGCCAAUCUGGAUGAAUCGCACGACGGAAAAACGCUCGUUAUUGUCAAAUAACAACAGUGUCAGCUGUGGAUCACCAAAUAAAUUAACAGACAGUCAUUCGUAUAUUGAUAUAUCUAAUAAAUCUCCUGGGUCACGAAUUUCUUCUCCUACACCAUUUGGUUCCACGGGAAUAAUCUCUGAUGAAAGGCGUAUUUAUUCGCCGAUUACAUUUCAAGAUGUUGCGCGUCGUUCAGAAGCUAAUACACCCACCAAAAGUCCUAAUAUGUUAGAAUUACGUUCAAAUUCAGUAAGUGAAGCAUCAUCAACAACAUCAACAGCAGUUUGUAAUCCGUCAAAUGUAUUUGGAUCAUUAUUAAACGAUACCGAAGAACAUUUUCGUUUACACCGAGACAGUUUGCCAAUUAGAGAACAAUCAGCGGGAGUUCACGGUAGAACAGAAUUAAAAAAAUUUUCUCGUGAAGCGACGCCAUGUGACGACAUCAACAUCGCACUGAUAAACGCUUUUUGUCCUUCCAUGGAGAGCAGCGAGUCUCUAAAUAAUUCCCAAUUAUUAAUUAGAUCCGAUCAAUGUUGCCCGAGUUUCGCUAUUCCAAAAAGUGGCAAAGCAAAACACCACGGCAACGGAUGUUGUGUUUGUUAAUUAUUAAAUAUAUU
This is a messenger RNA of Microplitis demolitor, 2619 nucleotides long. It is a transcript of the gene Gyc88E, whose product is annotated as soluble guanylate cyclase 88E. The record is from RefSeq and is a predicted model, not a curated record. Gene Ontology annotation, molecular function: heme binding; guanylate cyclase activity; oxygen sensor activity. The transcript is spliced from 14 exons. Bases 125 to 2605 code for a protein of 826 amino acids. NCBI's taxonomy places the organism in Eukaryota, Metazoa, Arthropoda, Insecta, Hymenoptera, Braconidae. Gene Ontology annotation, cellular component: guanylate cyclase complex, soluble. Gene Ontology annotation, biological process: cGMP biosynthetic process; nitric oxide-cGMP-mediated signaling; response to oxygen levels.